UCAAUAGUUUCAAUUCUCCUUCGUAUUCAUCAAAUUUUCAGAACUUCAUUUUCAGAGAAGUAUUCCGUUUCCGACGAGAGUUAUCAAUGGAGGGAACGAAGGGCGCCGGAGGAAGAAAAGGAGGCGACAGAACUAAGGUCUCGAAGUCUGUCAAGGCCGGACUCCAAUUCCCCGUCGGAAGAAUCGGACGAUACCUCAAGAAAGGACGUUACGCCAAGCGUACCGCCGCCGGUGCUCCGAUCUACCUCGCUGCGGUGCUCGAAUACCUCGCCGCUGAGGUUUUGGAAUUGGCGGGGAAUGCAGCGCGCGACAACAAGAAGAACAGGAUAAACCCUAGGCAUGUUCUUCUGGCGGUCCGGAACGACGAGGAGCUAGGAAAAUUGCUUCAAGGAGUAACCAUUGCUAGUGGUGGUGUUCUUCCGAAUAUUAAUCCGGUUCUGCUUCCGAAGAAGACAUCGUCGAAUUCCACUCCUUCGACUGCUGAAAAGGCUCCGAAAUCGCCGAAAAAGUUGUGAAUUAAGUAACAAGUUCCUAGAGUAAAUUUAACUUUUUUUUUUUUUUUUGUAAAAAUUUUAGGACUCUCAUGGGAUCCUUAGAAGAAUCGAUGGUUUUGAUAUCUGGUUUGCUUGUGAUGUACGUAUCCGUUUCACAAAAUUUAAUGAAAAAUUUAUCGUUUAUCUA
This is a messenger RNA of Momordica charantia (bitter melon), 681 nucleotides long. RefSeq names its product histone H2A 7 (gene HTA7). Gene Ontology annotation, molecular function: DNA binding; structural constituent of chromatin; protein heterodimerization activity. Gene Ontology annotation, cellular component: nucleosome. NCBI's taxonomy places the organism in Eukaryota, Viridiplantae, Streptophyta, Magnoliopsida, Cucurbitales, Cucurbitaceae. The record is from RefSeq and is a predicted model, not a curated record.